UUGUUGCUAUUCUCUGCAAAUCAAGAAAAAAGGGAAAAGAGUAUGUCGACCUGCGGAAACUGAAACACAUGAAAAUUGAACCGUUAUACAAAUAAAUGACACACCAUUACUACUAGCCACAUUAAUUAAUCAAUGAGAAAUGUCCCAAUACUUUCAGAGUCUGAUCCCCAGGAACAACCCAAUCCUACUUCCAUAUACAAACAACCACAAUCCAAAGCCAUUCAACACAAUCCAAACUUUUCAAUCUCACUCUCUCUCCUUUUCUCUCUUCCUACCCAAACUUCCCAACAAUGCUAGAACCCGACUCCACUCACUUCAUCAUCAUCAUCAUCCACACAGGUCUUUCCACAGUCGUCGUCCCAAAACAACCCACUUCAUUCUCGAAACACUCAUUCUAUGUAUAUUCUCUCUCACCCUUCUCUCUCUUCGUCUCGCCUCCACUGUGUUGUUGCCCGAUUUUCCUCGCCGGUGGCAUCAACUCAUAGCGUUUUCCGAAGACGCCGAAUCCAAGUUUAUUAGCCAUUAUUACCCUUCGCAUUUAUGGCAAGCUCUUGUUGCCUACGAAGACCGCCGCUUCUUUCAGCAUUUUGGGAUCGACCCAGUCGGCAUUGCUCGGGCUGUGUUCUCUUUUUCUGCUCGUGGAGGCGGUAGCACUAUAACCCAACAGCUUGUCAAGAACACAUUCAUGAAAAAUGAGCGCACAUUCUUGAGGAAAAUUGUUGAGAUAGUGCUGGCUCUAGCAUUAGAGAGGACACUAUCAAAAUUGAAAAUCUUGGGCUCUUAUUUGAGCAAGAUAUAUUGGGGACAUGGUAUUUAUGGGGUUGAAAUGGCAUCCAAAUUUUAUUUUGGGAAGCAUCCAACCCUUCUCUGUUUGGGGGAAUGUGCAAUGCUUGUUGGGAUCAUACCAGCACCAGAGCUUCGAUCGCCACUCAGGGACACUAGCAGAGGGAAGACCUUCCAAGCUAGAGUACUUAAGCGGAUGGUGGAAGUUGGCUUUCUCGAUAUGGAGACAGCACUUUUGGUUGUGAAGCAAAAUCUUCAUUUACGUGUUGAUAGGCCUCAUCAUGGAAGUGGAUUGUUGCUUCCUUCAUCUUCCUCAGGGAAGGAAAAGGAAGAUAAGCACUCAACACUCAGUGAAAUAUGGGACUGGCAAAUACAAAGCAAGAUAUGGGAAGUACAGGAGGACAUGGGAAGAUGGGCAGUAAGAAUCCAGGAAAAAAACAAAAAAGAAGAACAAUUUGGCAGUUAAUGUCUGGUUUAAACUGUGAAGGAAAUGAAGAGUCCCAAAACCAUUAAUGAAGAAGAAGAAGAAAACGACUACUCGUUUUUAAGAUAUAAACUUUUGUAAACUUGAAGUUGAGAUGUGAUUGGGAACUCCUUUUCUAAAUUUUAUUUUUUUAAAGUUUGUAUUAUUGUACUAAAUGCUGCUACCUUAUGCUCUUGCUACUCCCUACUCCCUCCUCUGGCACCUUGACUUCUUUGACUAGGCUAUAAAGACAAAGGGGAGUCAAAAAGGUAAAAGAACUCCCUCUCGGACGUAUGCCCUUUAGUCAUUCAUUGGAGCAGAACCAGUUAACCAAAGUCACGAUCAGAAUAAUAACGGUAGUUCGCUGGGUAACUCCCAGAGGUGCUGGUUCAAAUCUAGUUCGUGACAUGGUCUAUCAAACUCUCUUAUCUAUAAGAAAAUUUGAUAGGAGAAAGACUCUGCUUGCUUCCCCAGUUCACUACCACCCCUCAAGCCAAUCACAGCUUUUCUUUUCCCUGGCUGGGGACAUUCCACCAUGGAGGUUUUCCCCCCUUUCUCUCUAUAGUGCCUCUGUGCUUGACUUCUCUCCCCAUCACCUGAGCCUCUGGGUACUCUUGGCUAUGAUGUCGCAUAGAAUCUUGUUGAAGGCCUUGGCUAGGCCAUUAGACUGUGGGUUCCAGGAAGUGGAGUACUCCCACUUGAUCUUAAACUUCUAGACAAGUCUGUAGAUGCUCUGGUUCCUGAAGUUUGGUCCAUUAUCCGACUUAAUCCUCGCCGGGAUUCCGAACUGGUGUAUGAUAUUGUUACAGAAGAAUUGAGCAGUGGUUUCUCCCGUGACUUCUUGCAAAGGGAUCGCCUCCGCCCACUUGGAGAAGUAGUUAGUGGCAGCCAAGAUGUAUUGAUAGUCGUUGGCUGUUGUUUCAAAUGGUCCGACGAUGUCUAUACCCCAUUCUGCGAGCGGAAUGUCACAAUAUAAAUGUUUUGUAAUCUUCUCUAGCUCACUGAACCGAGAUAUGUCUUUUGUAAUUUUGUAAACAAAAUCUGCAGUUCAAUAAGAAAGAUGAACAUUUUGUA
This is a messenger RNA of Camellia sinensis, 2320 nucleotides long. RefSeq lists its product as uncharacterized. NCBI's taxonomy places the organism in Eukaryota, Viridiplantae, Streptophyta, Magnoliopsida, Ericales, Theaceae. Gene Ontology annotation, molecular function: peptidoglycan glycosyltransferase activity; nucleic acid binding. Gene Ontology annotation, biological process: DNA integration. The record is from RefSeq and is a predicted model, not a curated record.